CAAACUCCGAUGAACCGAUUGUCGUGGUAUACUCCUGGCGAGAGUACAGAAGAACUACUUUGUCAGGCUGGACAUGUCGGAAUAUACGAGGGUGAUUUGAAACAGACCAAUUUCGAGCAAGGAACAGCUUCCCUAACAAUGCAACGUAUUAUUUGGGCAGACUCAUCGGAUCCAGAUCGUCGACUUGUUCUUCAUCAUUCCCUUGUCAUUUCAAUGGAAAAACAUCACAAAUCCAUGUUCAGUAAAGGUGGAAAAAUUGUUGUGAAACUUGAAAAACCAAAAGCCGGGAAUAUUGGUCCAGUCAAUUCGAGUCAUUAUGAAACACUUCGAUUAGUUUUUCGACACGGAGGAGAAGACGACUUCUUCAAAAAAUACGAAGACGCUGUCAGAAGAAAAACGUGGCAACGAUCAAGUUCCGGUUCCAGCUCAAGCGGUUCUCGCGCGAGUAGUAAUCUUCGAUCUGUCGGAAUCUCUGGUAUUGAAAGAAGACUCGCUGAAAAUCAUCAAAAAACGCACGAAACAAUCACACAGGCAUUCGACGAUAUGUCAAAACUUAUGGAAACCGCACGUGAAAUGGUCGCACUGUCGAAAAGUAUUUCGGAGAAGGUUCGAUCUCGAAAAGGAGAAAUUAGCGAGGAUGAGACGAUUGCAUUCAAAUCUUAUCUUCUUUCGCUGGGAGUUUCUGAUCCUGUCACAAAAUCGACAUUCGUUGGAUCAGAUUCCGAAUAUUUCCAGAAACUCGCCAAAGAAAUAUCGGAUGUACUUUAUGAACAUAUCAAAGAAAACGGGGGAAUGUGUGCACUACCAGAAGUGUACUGUAGAAUAAAUCGAGCUCGUGGUAUGGAAUUAUUAUCACCAGAAGACGUUAUGAAUGCAUGCGGGGCACUAAGUCGCAUCAACUCACCUUUGGAAUUACAUCGAUUCCCUUCUGGAGUACUCGUUGUUCAACUCAAAUCAGCAUCUAUGGAUAGUACUGUAGGACAGACAUUAGAAUUUGUAUCGAAGUUAGAAAGAGCAUCUGCAAAUGAAUUAGCAGAAUCUCUAGGAAUAACUGUGAUUUUAGCUAGAGAAAGGUUACUAGCAGCUGAAGAAUCGGGUCUAAUCUGCCGCGACGACUCCAUUGAGGGACUUCUCUUCUAUCCAAAUCGGUUUAUGGAAUAGAAAUAAUUUUAUUCUACUUUCUUCAUCAAUCAUUUUCGUUGUGUUCUGUUUCAGUUGAAUAUUAUGUACCUGCUUAUGAUGAAACGAGUGUAUUUUCCUUAUUGUCCUAGUCGUUUUAGUUAAAAAAAAAGUUUAUUUGCUUCCAAUUCUGCCUUUUCCGUUCGCCAAACCUAGAUCUCUUUUUCCUCAAGCACACACACUUUCAUAAACACUUUCAAUUU
Caenorhabditis elegans is the source of this 1382-nucleotide messenger RNA. RefSeq names its product Vacuolar protein-sorting-associated protein 36 (gene vps-36). Gene Ontology annotation, cellular component: late endosome membrane; endosome; ESCRT II complex. Gene Ontology annotation, molecular function: phosphatidylinositol-3-phosphate binding; ubiquitin binding. The coding region runs from base 10 to 1161 and encodes 383 amino acids. Gene Ontology annotation, biological process: ubiquitin-dependent protein catabolic process via the multivesicular body sorting pathway; endosome transport via multivesicular body sorting pathway; protein transport to vacuole involved in ubiquitin-dependent protein catabolic process via the multivesicular body sorting pathway. The record is from RefSeq and is marked reviewed. The transcript has 5 exons. Lineage: Eukaryota; Metazoa; Nematoda; Chromadorea; Rhabditida; Rhabditidae.